CAAGAAGAAAUUGUAAACGAAAAUGACCAAGACUUUUAUAAUUUUGUUGUCCCAACUGGAUAUCAUCUUGGAAUUGAUUUAAUCAGCAAGGUCAUUUUAACUGAUAAACGAGUCCUUAACGUCAUAACUGCAACUAUUGCUAAAGGUCAUAUGUUAUUGAGCCUCUAG
Mycotypha africana is the source of this 168-nucleotide messenger RNA. RefSeq lists its product as uncharacterized. The record is from RefSeq and is a predicted model, not a curated record. The annotation marks the transcript as partial. The transcript has a single exon. Lineage: Eukaryota; Fungi; Mucoromycota; Mucoromycetes; Mucorales; Mycotyphaceae.